AAUAUUUAUUAUCAAAUAAGAAAUUAAAAAUAAUAAAGCAACAUAAAACUGAUUGAUAAAUAUAAGAAACGUUGAGGGCAGUAUUUUACUACAUUUUAAAGCUGUAAAAUUUGUUGAAACAUAGAAAGUUAUUUAAAAAUGACUGAACUGAAAAGACGAAAUAAAAAGCCGAUAUCUAAUGAAAAAGAAGAUAACGAGUUGGUCAAUACCAAAGAGAAAUCAAAAUUAAGCAACUUACCUCUAAGAGUUCUUUCAAGAGUAGUAGUCAUAUUUUCAUUGCUUACUAUAGUUUAUUUUACUUCUAAAAAUGAUAAAACAAUUACAUUCGCCAGACAAUCAGAUGUUUUGGCUGGAAAGGGUCAAAUAAUAGAUUGCUCAGAAAAAUAUAUUAAAGAAAUAGAUAAAUAUGAAGGCUGUUUUCCCAAGGAGUGUAAGAGAUUUGUGACCGAUAAAGUAAUUUCAGAAAGAGAAUCUUUAGAAUUGUUGAAAAUAGCUAAGAAAGGUCUUAAGUAUGGACGAUCUUCAGGUGGUGCCUCCAUAUUAGAUCUCCAUAGUGGAGCUUUGUCUAAAGGACAACACUUUGUUAAUAUUUACAAAAGAGAUGAUAUGAAAAAUUUAUUCACUGAAGCAGACUUUAAUGUGUUCAAGGUGGUAAAAGAAAAAAUAAAACAUGCCAUAUCUCAUUACUUUGGAGUAUUACCUAGUAAAAUUUAUUUAACACAUCCAACAUUUUUCUCUGAAAUUAAUCCUAAAAAUGCAGUAACCGUACAUGAUGAAUAUUGGCAUCCACAUGUUGACAAAGAAACUUAUAAAUCAUUCCAUUAUACAACUUUACUUUAUUUAAGUGAUUAUAGCAAAGACUUUGAAGGUGGGAGGUUUGUGUUUGUUGAUGAGAAACAUAAUAAAACAGUAGAACCAAGAUUGGCACGGCUAAGCAUUUUCACAAGUGGUGCUGAAAAUCUUCAUUAUGUAGAAAAAGUUACAUCGGGUACCAGAUAUGCAAUGACAAUAUCAUUCACAUGUGAUAAGAACUAUGCCAUAGAAGAUCCAAGUACAAAUAAAUAUAUUAAUUAAUACCCCUAAAUGUUAUUUUAAUUUCAAUAUAAUGUUAUUUUAUAAGUUUAUAAUCGUAAAUAGUUAAACCUCCCAAAUAUUAAAGAUGUAGUUUUCUAUUUAUUUUUUUAAAAUUGGCGCCUUUUACAUUGCUUAAUUUUUGCAGAAAUUAAAAACGUAAAGAAUAUACACAAUAUUUGAAACUACGUAUUAGAUUAGGGCAUUAAGGAGUUGAGGGAGGUGAUUGUGAUUGUAAUAUUGGCAAAAUAUACGCUCUUAACGUUGUAUUAAA
Messenger RNA from Papilio polytes (common Mormon), 1345 nucleotides. RefSeq names its product 2-oxoglutarate and iron-dependent oxygenase domain-containing protein 3-like. Gene Ontology annotation, cellular component: membrane. The coding region runs from base 139 to 1074 and encodes 311 amino acids. The record is from RefSeq and is a predicted model, not a curated record. Lineage: Eukaryota; Metazoa; Arthropoda; Insecta; Lepidoptera; Papilionidae. Gene Ontology annotation, molecular function: L-ascorbic acid binding; oxidoreductase activity, acting on paired donors, with incorporation or reduction of molecular oxygen; iron ion binding. The transcript has 4 exons.